UAUCAUGGGAUAAUGCCCACUAUGGUGAACAGUGAGUGAGUGGCCCUUCUCCCUCUCAAUACCCUCUCCCUCUCUCUCUCUCUCCUCUCUCCUCUCUCUCUCCUCGUGUGUGUGUAGCGCUGUGCGUCUUUGCAUCCUCAGCAUCCGGGGAGCGCCUGCUCGUUCUGGGGGGAAAGGACAGCGGCGACGGCGGGGAGGAGUUGGACCUGAAGCCCCGGAUGCAUUCUCCCGAGAUACAGCUACACUGCUAGAGCACACUAUCACUAAUGUUUGCCUAUGACAAUGGAGUCACCUACAACUGCCGCUGGUGAUGAACUCGAGAGCUACUUGUCCUUGGGUUUGACAGUAUCCUGCUCAGGGAAAGAUAGUGCUGAGUUUCCAAAGGUUCUGUUGCUUCUCUCAGCGUAUCUUGACAAGAAGGUUCAGGAGAAUGAAGAGUUAUUAGAUUCCAGUAAAACAAAGGAGUCAACCACUAUCUUUCAUGGUCAGAGGGUGCCUGAACUUAGUAUAAAGCUCUAUGCAGAACGCAUUUUCAAGUAUGCAAAGUGCAGCCCAUCUUGCUUUGUGCUGGGACUUAUCUACAUUGAGAGAUAUCUACAGCAACCAAACAUUUACAUGACGUCAUUUAGUGUCCAUCGCUUGCUUAUUGCAAGUGUUGUUGUUGCUGCCAAAUUCAUAGAUGAUGCUUUUUUCAACAAUGCAUACUACGGGAGAGUUGGAGGAAUUACCACAAGAGAGAUGAAUAUGCUUGAACUGGAUUUGUUGUUCAGUCUGGACUUCAGGCUCAAAGUGGAUAUAGAGACUUUUGGAAGCUACUGCUUGCAGUUGGAGAAGGAAGCUCUGGUUCUUGUUUUGGAGAGACCAAUUCAGGUCCAAGCAGCCAACGUGACUAAACACCUGAUUUGUAACAGCAGUGCCGAUGAGACUUGCAAACACGAGCUCGUGCGGGAAAGGUACAGCAGUCAGGCUGUCCAUGGUUGUAGCUGGUAAAUCUGAUUUGACAGAAUAGUUUUGAAAAAGUGUGUGGGACCAAGGACUGAUAAUUCUUUUAUUUGACAUUUAAGAAGUUCAAUUGUUCUGGUUAGUAGGGCUGUUCAAAUUUUUCCGUAGUGAAUUUGAGUUUGACUGGAGUCUGGCCACGCUGUUUAAUUUGAAAUCAUCACGAAUGUGAUUGCCAGACCUGUUCGUGGCA
Messenger RNA from Sorghum bicolor (sorghum), 1192 nucleotides. RefSeq names its product cyclin-P3-1. Lineage: Eukaryota; Viridiplantae; Streptophyta; Magnoliopsida; Poales; Poaceae. The coding region runs from base 277 to 990 and encodes 237 amino acids. The transcript is spliced from 3 exons. Gene Ontology annotation, molecular function: protein kinase binding. The record is from RefSeq and is a predicted model, not a curated record. Gene Ontology annotation, biological process: regulation of cyclin-dependent protein serine/threonine kinase activity.